Bombina bombina (fire-bellied toad) is the source of this 4698-nucleotide messenger RNA. RefSeq lists its product as uncharacterized. Bases 80 to 2545 code for a protein of 821 amino acids. Lineage: Eukaryota; Metazoa; Chordata; Amphibia; Anura; Bombinatoridae. The transcript is spliced from 2 exons. The record is from RefSeq and is a predicted model, not a curated record.
AGGCAAGAUACACGGUCAUUGCAAGUGACGUAGGAGCAUAGAGUUUGCGAAACAGCAGAGUACAGUAGAAUAUUCCACCAUGUCAGAUUGCAUCGUGAAAGGCUGUUUCAGCAGUACAAAGAAAGGGAAAUCCAAUCCUGCUGUGUCUCUCCAUGUUUUCCCAAAGACUCCUAAACUAAUAAAAACCUGGCUACAGCAAACAGGUCAAUAUGUUGGAAACCUUGACAAUAAGGUUAAACAUGUUCUAGAGACAAAUAAGUAUCACAAAUAUAGGAUGUGCUCAAUACAUUUCACUGAGGAUUCAUAUUAUACACAUGGUGUUAAAAAAUAUUUAAGACUAGAUGCUAUUCCAAGUCUCUUUCCACAUAAUUCACUAUAUCCAACUGCACCUCCAACCUCUGCAGAGCAUUUGCCAUCUACCUCUGGCUCUCAAACUAAUUUUUUACCCACCAAAAAAAUUGUUAUUUCAUUGAAUGAUGGUCAACCGUUCGAGCAAGUAUUUCAGUUAGGGGCUAAAUCGACUCAGACAACACCACGUGUGUCGCAGCAACAAACUACAUGCCAUGUUUGUGGUCAUCAUAUUUAUAAAAGUUACCAAGAUGCAAGUACAAACACAGAGCCUCCUGAGAUUUCUGACAAAAGCACAGAUUUUGAUCCUUUUUAUGGUACACUAACUUGUCAAAACCAAACUGGCUCAAUGUUGGGCAUGAGAAAUGCAUCAUCUACUACAAAAGGCUUGGUUAAGAUGGUUGAUGCAUACUCUUGGACUGGUGUAGUUACUAAAUACUGGGAUUUUUCAUCUGAACAGUCUGAAGAUUUUCUUCAACCGGGUGAUACCAUUAUAGAACAUCAAGAAAAAAAAGGUAUCGGCACUCAAGAUAGAAAUCUAAUGAAAAAACGUUUACGCUCCCGAUCUAAAAGAUCUUCAAAGCACCAAAGUGCUUCAGCUGUUGAAGUGCAGUCGGUUAAUACUGAUCCUGUUUCAGAAACUUUAAAAAUGUCAACAGAAAUUACAUUUCAAUCAAACAUGGUAUGUGGUGACUCAAAAAUAUUAGACUCUGAUUGCAGUGCAGAGACAGCAGGUUACAGCAUGGAGGAAUUUUCUGUUCUUGAUGACCCACCAUUUCAAGAUUAUGUAAAGGAAAGAAAAUACAUUGUUUUCGAAAGUUGCAUUGAUCAGUUGUUAAAGCGAACAACUUGCACCUCUGUAAAAAGCUGCAAAUCACCCCUAGUAAAAAUAACUAAAAGAGUUGUUGGCACAAUGUUGAUGGUUAGUGGUGAAUGUCAGCAGGGUCACAAGUGUUCAUUGUGGCAAAGCCAGCCUUGCCUCAGUGGAUUUCCUGUUGGAAACAUGUUGUCCUGUGCCUCAAUUCUUUUCAGUGGAAACCAAUUUCCAAUGAUCAAAGAAAUGUUCAGUUACCUUGGGGUUCAGUUUGUAGACGACUCAACAUAUUACAAGUAUCAAAAACAGUAUUUAUUCCCAACGAUUGAUAUGCGCUGGAAGGAAGGGAAACGGUCAAUCAUUAGGUCACUCCAUGGUAAACCAAUUACUUUAUAUGGAGAAGGGCAGUGUGAUAACCCUGGAUAUACUGGAAAGUUUUACACGUAUACCAUGCUUGAAGAGGAAAGCAAAAAAAUAAUCGAUUUCAAAAUCAUUAAGGUUUCUAAAGCGACCUCCUCAGUAGCUAUGAAGGCUAAGGCUUUCCGGAGGUGUUUGAAUAGUAUACUGAAUGAUGGUCUACUUGUCAGGAUUGUUGCUACAGAUAGACAUGUUAAAAUAAAAAAAAUAAUGCUAGAGGAGUAUUCAGAAAUCCUUCACCAAUUUGAUAUUUGGAAUUACAGUAAAAGCCUUAGAAAGAAACUUCUAGCUGUGAGCAAAAAUAAGUCUUGCAUGGAUCUAACACCAUGGGUUCCAGUUAUUAUAAACCACCUAUGGAAAUCGAGCAUGCUGUGCCAAGGGAAUGAGCAAUUAAUGUCAGAAAUAUGGAGAUCUAUUCUCUUCCACGUUGUGAACAUUCAUUCUUGGAAAAGUGGUAGCUUAGUAAUGUCUUGUGCACACAAGCCAGCAAAUGAUGAGGAACUGAAAAAACCACCGUGGUUGCCACAAAAGUCUCACACGAUCCAUGACUUGCGUUCUAUUGUCUGCAGUCCACAGAUAGAAAGUGACAUGAAGAACUUGACGGAAUUUUGUCACACAGGGAACAUAGAGGUUUUCCACAAUCUCCUUUUAAAAUACAAAGUGAAAGGAAUGCAUUGUAAAAUGGAUGAAAUGGAAGCUAGAACUAAACUAGCAGUCCUAGCGCAUAAUUCUAAUGUAUAUGGAGAGCAGAAACGAAUAAGAUACACUUAUGGAGAUCUGCAGUUCAAACCGUUUUUCCCUAAGAACAAGCACGAAUGGCAAGUACGACCAACUUAUGACUCCAUGAACAUGGACCAUAUUUUCCCAAUGAUGACGGAUGUACUUAAAUUGGUAUUCUGGGAAAUGGAACAUUCCUGGCAGUCGCGAAUUUCUCAUCUUGACCCGACCUGUCCAAGAAAGUAUUGAUAGAAAGCGAAAGUUGCAUUUUGAUAAAACAAAACUAAUGUAAUACAGAGGAAUAUAAUUAUCUAAGAUAAGAGAACUUUACAUAAUAUAACGUUUGUGUUGCUGAAGACCACCAACUACAUAUUUUACAUGUAGAUUUUUGUUUACUAAUUCAUAGGCUUAACUUUUCCAUUAACAUUUUCAAUUUGAAACAAUUAAAGUAUAACCUUUUUCUCUCUUGUUGAGUCACUUAGCUCCUCCCAAAAAUAAAGCUGAUAAUAUUAAGGGGAAAUUAAACCCAAAAGGAUUCUUUCAUUUUUCACUUAGGGCAGCGAUGAACCAACCACCUAACACAUUGGGCAGAUCAAUAUUUUAGAAGCUUUUAGAGCUGCAUAUACAUUUCUAGCUAUUAAAGGGACAUGAAACCCAUUUUUAAUGAUUUGUAUAGAGAAAACAAUUUUGAACAACUUUCCAAGUUUUGUAUCUUUGUUGAAGAGAUGUCUAGAUAGGUAGCGUGCACAUGACAGGAAAUAGUGCUGCCAUCUAGUGCUCUUGCUAAUGUAACACACUUGCAAAAUUGCUGCCAUCUAGUGCUCUUGCUAAUGUAUAACAUUAUUAUAAAACUGCUGCCAUCUAGUGCUCUUGCUAAUGUAUAACAUUAUUAUAAAACCGCUGCCAUCUAGUGCUCUUGCUAAUGUAUAACAUUAUUAUAAAACCGCUGCCAUCUAGUGCUCUUGCUGAUGUAACACACUUGCAAAACUGCUGCCAUCUAGUGCUCUUGCUGAUGUAACACACUUGCAAAACUGCUGCCAUCUAGUGCUCUUGCUAAUGUAACACACUUGCAAAACUGCUGCCAUCUAGUGCUCUUGCUAAUGUAACACACUUGCAAAACUGCUGCCAUCUAGUGCUCUUGCUAAUGUAUAACAUUAUUAUAAAACCGCUGCCAUCUAGUGCUCUUGCUAAUGUAACACACUUGCAAAACUGCUGCCAUCUAGUGCUCUUGCUAAUGUAUAACAUUAUUAUAAAACCGCUGCCAUCUAGUGCUCUUGCUAAUGUAACACACUUGCAAAACUGCUGCCAACUAGUGCUCUUGCUAAUGUAUAACAUUAUUAUAAAACCGCUGCCAUCUAGUGCUCUUGCUAAUGUAACACACUUGCAAAACUGCUGCCAUCUAGUGCUCUUGCUAAUGUAACACACUUGCAAAACUGCUGCCAUCUAGUGCUCUUGCUAAUGUAACACUUUUGCAAAACUGCUGCCAUCUAGUGCUAUUGCUAAUGUAACACACUUGCAAAACUGCUGCCAUCUAGUGCUCUUGCUAAUGUAACACACUUGCAAAACUGCUGACAUUGCGUGUACGCUCCUGAACUUGCCUUCCUGCUUUUGAACAAAGGAUAACAAGAAAACAAACAAAAUUUGAUAAUAUAAGCGGGAAUUUGUUUAAAAUUGUAUUUUCUGAUUCAUGAAAGAACUAUUUUGGAUUUAUGUCCCUUUUAAACACGCAAAUAAUAUUUCCUAAAAAUGUUCCGUUCAGCAGAGGGCAUUUUGGGACAUGGUCACCUUGUUUUUCCACCCAUCAGAAGUUUUCAAAGCACAAAUUUCUGUUUUUUCCUGAGGCCAAAAAAAAAUAACACCCAUUCUGCUUUUUCUGGGAGCCUCCGAAACUAUUGCCAGGGGCCACAGGUAGCCCACGAUCUGCUAGUUGGCCAUUCUUGAGAUAGAGCAUACAAUGUUAAACAACUUUCCAAUAUACGUCUGUUAUUUGCUUCCUUCUGUUGGUAUUCUUUGUUGAAAAUCAUACCUAGGUAGGCUGUGGAGCUAACUGGAACUAUCUGCUGAUUGGUGGCUGCACAUAUAUCUCUUGUCAGUCAAUCUCAGUGCAUUGCUGCCCCUUUAACAAUGAUUUGCGUAUAUAAUUAAAGUGAUUGUAAAUGCUCGGAUUUACCAUCACUUUAAAUUGGAAAUGUAAAUUUGAUUUAUAAAUGCAUGUUCUAUCUGAAUCAUGGAAACACAUUUGGGUUUCAGGUCCCUUUGAGACCGAUUGCUUUUGUAUAACAGUUGUCUGUUUUGUAGUAAUUGUAUUUUUGUAAGUUACUCUCUAGUAUUCUGUAAGCAUUUGUGUUUUAAAAACGAUUCCAUUUUGACUAUAUAAGGAAAUAAAAACGUUUUUAUAAUAA